Molecule: messenger RNA, 489 nt
Organism: Arabis nemorensis
Lineage: Eukaryota; Viridiplantae; Streptophyta; Magnoliopsida; Brassicales; Brassicaceae
Source: the annotation of a GenBank genome assembly
AUGCCAGACACACUCCCUAGAAAGUGUGUAACCAACCCUAAGGAGACAUGCAAUGUCACCUUCUCUGAGGAUGAAAUCUGCGAAGAAAGUAUGGAAUGGUCCCUCCAAGAGGAAGAAUCUGAUGAUGCUAUGGAUGUUUAUGAGAUCCUCUCUACUGAGAAGAAUGAGGAAAUUCAACCUGAAGGCUCUGCUUUAACCGACAAAAAGAUCAACUUUGAAGAAGCAUUUCAUGUGGUUCAUAAGAUGAUGAAUGAACUCUUAGUACCACUCCAGAGGAGGGCUGUCUCACCUAGAGACACCGUAACACUCACAAAUGUGGAUACCAGGGUUACCUAUGACAUAACAACUACUCCAUCAGCGAAGAAGAAGGUCAAGGCUGCCACAUAUGACUAUGGGGAUCCGCUUACCGGCUCUACUCAGGAUAAGGGGAAGGGCUCUGUUGGAAAGAGGAAAGGAAAUCCCCCUGCUAGAGAUACAAGCUCCUCAUAG